Xiphophorus couchianus (Monterrey platyfish) is the source of this 6967-nucleotide messenger RNA. Its product is annotated as serine/arginine repetitive matrix protein 2-like. NCBI's taxonomy places the organism in Eukaryota, Metazoa, Chordata, Actinopteri, Cyprinodontiformes, Poeciliidae. The transcript is spliced from 5 exons. The coding region runs from base 1 to 4074 and encodes 1357 amino acids. The record is from RefSeq and is a predicted model, not a curated record.
AUGGGAGUGGUUCUGUCCAACUGGGGGCUGUCCGUGUCUGAGCCGAGCCGAGCCAGGCUGAGAGAGCCGCAGCACCGAACCCCGAGGCUGGAUUAUUACCGCUCUGGUACCAGGUUCUGCCGGUCCGGACCACCCGAACCUCAGUCCGCCCAGACCGGAACCGCGCGGCUGAGAGCUUCUGGGUUUGGGCCAGAGUUUAACCCUCAACCUGUGUUGAUUGGAGCCACGCUGAGGAGGUCAGCACUGCAGUGCAUGCUGGGCUGGAGAACAGACGGGCAGAUUGAGCUUCUGCCUGGGACCAAUGAGAGCAGCGAGAUCCGGGUCCAGCUGGACGACUGGACAGUGUCCUCCGGGUUUCCUGACAGACUCAGGAUGAGGAAACAAUCCAGUAACUCUCUUCACCUCCAGCAGCUGGACGAGCGAGUCGCUCUCUCUCUGAGUGUGUGUGUGUGUCCUUCCUGUCUGAAGCGGCUGCAGCUCUUUUGCUCCCCGUCCAGUCGCGUCGCUCUCCAUCGUUCUCCGUCGUGUUGCUCUCCAAUGCUCUCAUCGCUCUCCGUCGCGUCUCUCUCGCUCUCCAUCGCGUCGCUCUCCGUCCCGUCUCUCUCCAUCCCGUCUCUCUCCAUCCCGUCUCUCUCCAUCCCGUCGCUCUCCAUCCCGUCUCUCUCCAUCCCGUCUCUCUCCAUCCCGUCGCUCUCCGUCGCGCCGCUCUCAUCCCGUCGCUCUCCGUCGCGUCGCUCUCCGUCGCGUCGCUCUCCAUCGCUCUCCAUCGCGUCGCUCUCCAUCAGGUUGCUCUCCAACGCUCUCCGUCGCGUCGCUCUCCGUCGCGUCGCUCUCCGUCGCGUCGCUCUCCGUCGCUCUCCAUCCCGUCGCUCUCCAACGCUCUCCAUCGCGUCGCUCUCCAACGCUCUCCAUCCCGUCUCUCUCCAUCCCGUCGCUCUCCAACGCUCUCCAUCGCGUCGCUCUCCAACGCUCUCCAUCCCGUCUCUCUCCAUCGCGUCGCUCUCCAACGCUCUCCAUCGCGUCGCUCUCCGUCGCGUCGCUCUCCGUCGCGUCGCUCUCCAUCCCGUUGCUCUCCAACGCUCUCCGUCGCGUCGCUCUCCGUCGCGUCGCUCUCCGUCGCGUCGCUCUCCGUCGCGUCGCUCUCCGUCGCUCUCCAUCGCGUCGCUCUCCAACGCUCUCCAUCCCGUCUCUCUCCAUCGCGUCGCUCUCCAUCCCGUCUCUCUCCAUCGCGUCGCUCUCCAUCCCGUCGCUCUCCAUCCCGUCGCUCUCCAUCGCGUCGCUCUCCCUCGCGUCGCUCUCCAACACUCUCCAUCACGUCGCUCUCCAACGCUCUCCAUCCCGUCGCUCUCCAUCGCGUCGCUCUCCAUCCCGUCUCUCUCCAUCGCGUCGCUCUCCAUCCCGUCGCUCUCCAUCGCGUCGCUCUCCCUCGCGUCGCUCUCCAACACUCUCCAUCACGUCGCUCUCCAACACUCUCCAUCCCGUCGCUCUCCAUCGCGUCGCUCUCCCUCGCGUCGCUCUCCAACACUCUCCAUCGCGUCGCUCUCCAACGCUCUCCAUCCCGUCUCUCUCCAUCGCGUCGCUCUCCAUCCCGUCUCUCUCCAUCGCGUCGCUCUCCAACGCUCUCCAUCCCGUCGCUCUCCGUCGCGUCGCUCUCCAUCCCGUCGCUCUCCAUCAGGUUGCUCUCCAACGCUCUCCAUCGCGUCGCUCUCCGUCGCGUCGCUCUCCGUCGCUCUCCAUCACGUCGCUCUCGCUCUCCAUCCCAUCGCUCUCCGUCGCGUCGCUCUCCAUCCCGUCGCUCUCCAUCAGGUUGCUCUCCAACGCUCUCCAUCGCGUCGCUCUCCAACGCUCUCCAUCCCGUCUCUCUCCAUCCCGUCUCUCUCCAUCGCAUUGCUCUCCAUCCCGUCUCUCUCCAUCCCGUCUCUCUCCAUCGCGUCGCUCUCCGUCCCGUCUCUCUCCAUCCCGUCGCUCUCCAUCCCGUCUCUCUCCAUCGCGUCGCUCUCCAACGCUCUCCAUCCCGUCUCUCUCCGUCGCGUCUCUCUCCAUCGCGUCGCUCUCCAACGCUCUCCAUCGCGUCGCUCUCCAACGCUCUCCAUCCCGUCGCUCUCCGUCGCGUCGCUCUCCAUCCCGUCGCUCUCCAUCAGGUUGCUCUCCAACGCUCUCCAUCGCGUCGCUCUCCGUCGCGUCGCUCUCCGUCGCUCUCCGUCACGUUGCUCUCCAUCGCGUCGCUCUCCAACGCUCUCCAUCCCGUCUCUCUCCAUCCCGUCUCUCUCCAUCCCGUCUCUCUCCAACCCGUCGCUCUCAUCCCGUCUCUCUCCAUCCCGUCGCUCUCCAUCCCGUCUCUCUCCAUCCCGUCGCUCUCCAACGCUCUCCAUCGCGUUGCUCUCCGUCGCGUCGCUCUCCAACGCUCUCCAUCGCGUCGCUCUCCAACGCUCUCCAUCCCGUCUCUCUCCAUCCCGUCUCUCCAACGCUCUCCAUCCCGUCGCUCUCCAGCGCUCUCCAUCCCGUCUCUCUCCAUCCCGUCGCUCUCCAACGCUCUCCAUCGCGUCGCUCUCCAACGCUCUCCAUCCCGUCGCUCUCCAUCACGUCGCUCUCCAUCGCGUCGCUCUCAUAACACUCUCCAUCGCGUCGCUCUCCGUCCCGUCGCUCUCCAUCGCGUCGCUCUCCGUCGCUCUCCAUCCCGUCUCUCUCCAUCCCGUCGCUCUCCAUCCCGUCUCUCUCCAUCCCGUCUCUCUCCAUCGCGUCGCUCUCCAUCUCGUCUCUCUCCAUCGCGUUGCUCUCCAUCCCGUCUCUCUCCGUCGCGUCGCUCUCCGUCGCUCUCCAUCCCGUCGCUCUCCAACGCUCUCCAUCGCGUCGCUCUCCAACGCUCUCCAACGCUCUCCAUCCCGUCUCUCUCCAUCGCGUCGCUCUCCAUCCCGUCUCUCUCCAUCGCGUCGCUCUCCAUCCCGUCUCUCUCCAUCCCGUCGCUCUCCAACGCUCUCCAUCGCGUCGCUCUCCAACGCUCUCCAUCGCGUCGCUCUCCAACGCUCUCCAUCCCGUCUCUCUCCAUCGCGUCGCUCUCCAUCCCGUCUCUCUCCAUCCCGUCGCUCUCCAACGCUCUCCAUCGCGUCGCUCUCCAUCGCGUCGCUCUCCAACGCUCUCCAUCCCGUCUCUCUCCAUCCCGUCGCUCUCCAACGCUCUCCAUCGCGUCGCUCUCCAACGCUCUCCAUCCCGUCUCUCUCCAUCCCGUCGCUCUCCAACGCUCUCCAUCGCGUCGCUCUCCAUCGCGUCGCUCUCCAACGCUCUCCAUCGCGUCGCUCUCCAACGCUCUCCAUCGCGUCGCUCUCCAACGCUCUCCAUCCCGUCUCUCUCCAUCGCGUCGCUCUCCAUCCUGUCUCUCUCCAUCCCGUCACUCUCCAACGCUCUCCAUCGCGUCGCUCUCCAACGCUCUCCAUCCCGUCUCUCUCCAUCCCGUCGCUCUCCAACGCUCUCCAUCGCGUCGCUCUCCAACGCUCUCCAUCCCGUCUCUCUCCAUCGCGUCGCUCUCCAUCCUGUCUCUCUCCAUCCCGUCACUCUCCAACGCUCUCCAUCGCGUCGCUCUCCAACGCUCUCCAUCCCGUCUCUCUCCAUCCCGUCGCUCUCCAACGCUCUCCAUCGCGUCGCUCUCCAACGCUCUCCAUCCCGUCUCUCUCCAUCGCGUCGCUCUCCAACGCUCUCCAUCCCGUCGCUCUCCAACGCUCUCCAUCGCGUCGCUCUCCAACGCUCUCCAUCCCGUCUCUCUCCAUCCCGUCACUCUCCAACGCUCUCCAUCGCGUCGCUCUCCAACGCUCUCCAUCCCGUCUCUCUCCAUCCCGUCGCUCUCCAACGCUCUCCAUCGCGUCGCUCUCCAACGCUCUCCAUCGCGUCGCUCUCCAACGCUCUCCAUCCCGUCGCUCUCUGUCCCGUCGCUCUCCGUCGCGUCGCUCUCCGUCGCGUCGCUCUCAUAACGCUCUCCGUCCCGUCGCUCUCCGUCCCGUCGCUCUCCAACACUCUCCAUCGCGUCGCUCUCCGUCGCUCUCCAUCCCGUCACUCUCCAAUGCUCUCCGUCUCUCUCCAUGACGUCACUCUCCGUCGCUCUUUCAAUCGCUCUGCGAUCUGAUUCUUCUAACUGAGAAGUUGCUUUGAGGCGGCCGUUGCCCGGUACCGCUUCAGAACCGAACCCGGUUCCACUGGACUCGUGGUUCCUUCUCACUGUUCAAAUUCAUGAACAGAAACAGUCUGAUGACUCAGCAGUCUCCAGGCGGAUUGGAGGAGGAGGAGGGGCUUGUUGGCAUGGAGGGAACAAUCAAAUCAUCUGGGAUGGAAACAAAACGAAGGAGAUGACUUCAUUAGAACAGGGCUAAAGGUCAAAUCCUGUUUCCAUCACGGAGAAGAAGUGGAGCAAAAGAAAAAUUCAUCUGGAAAGAAUAGAACCAGAACCAGGGACCUGAAGAGGCCCAACACCUGGAGGCCGGUUCUGGGGAUUACUGUGGAAGUUCUGGCCACAGUAAUCCGGUGAAGAUGAAGACCAUCAUCCUCUUCAUCAGAUCGUCUUCAGUCAGAGGCUCCUUCAGAUUGGCUGUAACACAGACUGCUACAGGAGACCCACCUGGAAAAUUAAUGAUUUACUCCAUUUAAUUUCUCUUUGGGAUCAACACAGCGGUCCGAUCGGUUCUGGUCGGUCCGGUAAAUCGGGUUAAUAUAACUGCUACCUGUUAUAUUAUCAGGCAGCCCAACAAGGAGUAAGUGUUGAGGUCAAAGGUCGUGUCUGACCAGUAUAGUCCGUAUCUGUGGUUCUGUCUGGGCCCAGCCGGGUCCAGAAGAUAAGUUGUGGAAAACGUCCCGGUGGUUCUGACGUCAUAACUUCAUUUCAUUAAAGGCCCUGCAGCAGGCGGCAGAGGUCACAGGUCAAAGUCUCUUGUUGCCGUGGUUUCCUGACCUGAAGCUGGAUGUCAUGAUUUCUUGGCAGAUAAAAUAAAUUAAAACUAGACGUGGCCUUUCAGCCGGCUGCUAAAAAACAAGGAAAAUUUCACUUUUCCACUGGAUAAAAUCCAACAUGUUUGAAAAAUCCCAGUUAGUGAUAAUCUCUGAUUCCAUAUUUAUAGAUCCAGUGAUGUGCAAUGAGGCUCUGGCGUAAUCAUAUUUAUUUAAACCCCUCCAUGUUGUUUUCAUUCGCAGACUUAGCGCAUAGAAACACUUUUACACAAAAUGUUUUAUCCGUGUCGUAACAAAAAGUGGUUAAGGUGCAGCAAAAGGAAUAUUUAUUGGAUUGUGAAAGUCAGUUUCAGUGGCAGCAGAGCACCACACCCAGACACAGAGUGGACCCCAAAGGUCGAAUGUUGCACCCAGCUCAUACGGGCCGGGCCAUAACGGCGGCAGAACAAUUCAUUUAACUCAAUGAAACUUGGAAAUGUAGGUUUUAUUAAUUUAGUGCUAUGCUCCACAGCAAAGACAAAAUGAAUCAGAAAAACUGUUGAAGUACAACUCAAAACCGCUUCUUCUCGCCUGCUGUGUCAGCUACCCUACACGCAGACUCGUUUCCGUGGCAACUGAUAACAACACCGCUUUAUGUUUCUAAAUCCAGCAAGAAAAAAACACUCAAAUAUUUCUAACUCAGCAUAAAACAUUCAGUCUGGGUUAAUUAGGCUUAAACAUUAGGCUUAGUGAUUAUUAAUAAGUGGUCGCUGUGGUAGAUUGUAGCUACCGCUGCUAUUAGCUAAGCUAACAUAGCUGUGGUAGAUUGUAGCUACCGCUGCUAUUAGCUAAGUUAACAUAGCAGUUUGCUGGUUAGAUUUCUUUUCUACAUUUUUUUACACAUAUCAGCUGUAGCCACAAAACACACAUUUCAUUAGAAAACUAAUAAACUCAUGCGCAAAAAUAUUUCUAGUAAAAGUCCUCCUUAUUUCCCUUCAGCUUUAAAGGUCUCUCUGUCUCGGCAGAGAUUGCUGUCAGGGAAGCUCCAGCUGUUUGUUUUGAGUCUUUUCGGUGCCGAGCUUCUCUGACAUCGUUAGCUGAAACAAUGACAACUAGCUGGAGCAGCUUUGUCGCAUCAGGAACAGCUGAUAGUAUAGAAAUGUAGUCAUCCAUGUUGACAUUGAAAGAGGCGAUAAUGAAUAUAUCACUGCACUUUACUUACUGAAUGUCUGGGAUCAUGAGCGCCCCCUGCCAUGAGGCCAGAGAACUGCCUGCCUCACCUCCAAUCUGUUCUCUGGUUUCUGAUCGCUGCUCAGCACAGAAACACGUCACACACAGCUGGUGACAAAAACACUGAACAUUAUGUAUAUUAGCUAAAUUAUGGAAAAUCAGUUUAUAUAUUAAAUGUUUUUAACCAUUUUAUUGGCGACGUUCAGACAGGAGGAGCAUGGAAUAGCAGCCAGUGCAGUUAGCCAGAGGCUCAGGCUCAGAUCCCUGCUGCCUCACCCGCUUCACUUCCCAGCAUUUGAAUAGGAAAUUGCUAAAAAUGCAGCAAUUUUAAAGAAAAAUUAUGCAAAUUAGUAAAGCUAAAUACUAGCUUCACCUAUGUACUAUUAAGUACUAUAAAUUAUUCAUAGUACAAACCCCUGGGCAAAUAUUGCAAUUUAAAUAAUUUUAUCAUUACGUAUUAUUUUGCAGCCUCACCUGCCUCCCUAACUGCACGUCACUGCAUAGGUUAUAUAUUUAAACGUAAACCGACUGUCAGAUUCAUCCUGAAACAGCAAAGAUUUUACAUCUGCAAGCAAACAGGAACACUGAGUUAACUGAAGUAGCUAAUACUAGCUCAGAAUAAGUAAUAAAUCCAAAUGCUUCUGCUGGGCUUUGUCUUAUAUUAAAGUGAGCAAAAAGUGAUAUAUAUUUAGUAUUAUAUGUAAUUUUCAGCCUACAAGAGAAAAUCUGUAGUUCUGUCCGAUUAGCUAGCUGAGCAGCUAGCCUUUAACCCAGUGUUUCCCAACCCUGGUCCUCCAGACUCACUGCCCUGCAUGUUUUAGGUAUUUCC